Molecule: messenger RNA, 2810 nt
Organism: Saccostrea cuccullata (small rock oyster)
Lineage: Eukaryota; Metazoa; Mollusca; Bivalvia; Ostreida; Ostreidae
Product: prolactin-releasing peptide receptor-like
Exons: 2
Coding region: 451-1692 (413 amino acids)
Biological process (GO): neuropeptide signaling pathway
Cellular component (GO): plasma membrane
Molecular function (GO): neuropeptide receptor activity
Source: RefSeq, a predicted model, not a curated record
AAGACCUAAAUGAAGCCUUAAGGACAAUGGACGGUAGUAGAGAAUGAAUUCCUUAAGAAUUGGACAUCAGCUGUAACUAUAUUCUAUCUAUCUAUAAAUAGAAUACUCGACUGUAACAAAGCACCAGUUUCUUACCAUUCAGGAUAAGAGACAAGACUGUAACAGAUCGCCACAUCGUGCCUUGCCAUAUCAGGCUGUGAUAGUAAGCUCAUUUUCUACCCUCGAAUACCGGGUUAUAACAGAGAAAUAAUUUCCUAUCCUUCUUUCCUUCGAUACCGGACUGUAAUAGUAAGCUAAUUUUCUUCCAUCGGAUUCCGGGCUGAUCCUUUAUCGUCUCAGAACUCUAUGACAGGGAGCUAAUUUCCUAUACUUGAAUACUGGGCUCUGACAGUGCUCGUCCUUCCUACCCUGGGAUACUUGAUUCUAAGAGAGAGAAAAUACUGGGCUGUGAUGUCGCUCGUUGAACAUGGAGACCGGGCCUUUUUAGAACUCGUCUUUAAGUACAUAGAAGACAAAAAUAGCACAAACGAUGUCGAUUUCACCCAGCCUCAUGUUCGGCGCUCCCUCCGUUACGUGUAUCCGUUAUUUAUGUUUCUUCAUGCUCUCGUUGGCAUAUUUGGCUUCUGUGGAAACCUUGCGAUACUGAUAGUGAUUGGGAAGAGAAGACUGUAUAGAGACCAGACGUUUCUCUUCCUGGGGAAUAUUGCCUUCUCUGACAUCCUGAAAUGUAUAUUUGUUCUUCCAGUGUCCCUUGCCAAUUUAUUGAUACAUAAUUGGAUUUUUGGAAGCUUCAUGUGUUUCUUUUUACCCAUGUUGCAAUGCUUCCCCAUUCAUUCUUCAAUGUUAACUUAUUUUAUGAUUGCAAUAGAUCGAUAUCGGUUGAUAGUUAACCCCUUUCGGUCUCGCUUACCUGCUGGUCUUUGUAUUAUAGGUGUUUGGGUAGUGUCAGUAUGUAUUGUACUCCCCUAUGCUGUCUAUAUCAAGUACAUCGACUUGGGUGCCAUUUUGGGAUACCGCUUCUUUGGUGUUGGUAUUUGUUACAUAAACCAAGAACGGCAUAUUGAAGAAUACAUCAGAGCUAUGUUCAUAACGUUGUACGCCAUGCCUCUUGCCACGAUUGGGUUUCUGUUCCUUAAAGUUUCUGCAGAGCUAAAGUCAUUAGAAACAACCUCCAUAUCUAUACAUUUCGAAACAAAUUCUAAUAACAUGACUUGUUCAUCUCGUUUAACUCUCAAUGAUGACGAGACUUCCAGAAUUGGAUCAGAAGACUCAAACUUACGUCAUACCACGCAGUCUGAACACACCUGCAGUGAAGAUGAUCUUGACCUUCCAACAGAGAAACGAACUCACAGAUAUGUCAUUUCCAUGAUCACCCUGUUUGCUGUUUGUUGGUGUCCACUGAAUAUUUUGAUUUUAGUUCAAUUUUUUGUUCAUGAGAGCGGCAACAACACUGGUCAUUUUGAUCUUACGUACAUAACUUUCACGUGGUUUGGUUUCCUAUCAACUUGCGUUAACCCAAUCUUAUUUGCAUCUUGGAAAAUGUCAGAAUCCACAAAAGACAGACUCAAAGGUUAUUUCAAACUUGGCAGGAAAAGGAAAUCUAAAAAGAUCACGGUUCCGGUUUCUACAUUCAGGACAACAGAGGCAACACUUACAGUUCAGAAGGAUAUAUUUGGUCCGGAUACAUUAUAACCAGACCAAUUGAGGGGAUAAUUCAGAAGAAUAAAUUGCAUUCGGAUUUAUGACAACGAGAACGCUUGGGGAUUCUCCUAUGUUAAGGAACAAUAGAUGCAACCCGGAUACAUUUGACGAGAUCAGUUGAUGGGACACAUGAUUCAGAAGAGUAGAUCUGGUCCGGAUACUGUUUAACAAGAACAUCUUAUGGAACACUUGUAGUUCAAUACAGAAGUUUUAAUCCGGAAACAAUAUAAUGAGACCGUCUGAAUAAACACUUAUGAUUCAGAAAGAUAGAUUCUGAGAGCAACUUAUGGGACUGUCAUAGUUCCAAACAAAUUGGAGCUUUCAUCCAAAUACAAUAUGAUGAGACUGUCUGACUAAACACUUACGAUUCAGAAUGAGAGACUUGGUCCAGAUUCUGAGAGGAACUUAUGCAUGUUAUAGAACACUUAUAAUUCAGAAUGGUACAAUAUAAGGAGAGCACUUCAGGGAGCCCCUGUCGUUGAGAACAAUUGAAGUGAUCCGGAUACAUUUGGACGAGAUCAAUUGAGUGGACACUAAAGUUAACAACAAAAGAUUUUAUUUCGGAUACCAAAUAGGGUUUGAUAAAGAUUUUAUCGGAAAAGAUUAAAAAAGUUUUUUUAAGAUCAUAAAGUUUACCGAAUGAGUGGAGUCCGUUCAUUGUUGUUGGGAAGUACCAAACUGUGCGUUAUAGUAUUAGGAUGUGGAAAUUACUUUUGUGUUCGUUGAUCAAAAUUUACCCCAGUCCUUCAAAGAGCACUUAAAGCCAAACAAUAUUCAUAAAGGACAAACACUUUUUAAUCGCCAACCCUGAUUCAAAAUAAUCAAAAAUAGCAACAGCACCUAUAUAUAGAUGUUUUAUUUUAGUAAUUGAGGCAGUUAAUACACGUCUUUGACACAAACAGGUUGGAUGCUGUGAACAGCGCUAUCGAUCCUUGUUCACAGGCUGCUAAAUGGCCCGCACAGAAUGUACGAGAUUAAAAGUGAGAGCCGCCUCGUCAGUCGUGUAACAAACCAGAUAAAAACCCCGAUUUAACAACUGUCUGGGAGGAAAUGCCAUUUGUCUGCUAUAGAACUAUUACUUUAUCCUUUGUUAUGAUUCCAUUAUAUGG